UCCAGCGGCAGCAGUGGCUUCAUGAUAUCUCUCGGCCAUGACACACUUUUGACAUGCCCUCCCUUAACCCGCUCACACUGUCUCUCUUGCCCUGCAGCAUGGACCAAAGAGAAAUUCUGCAGAAGUUCCUGGCUGAGGCCCAAAACAAGAAAAUUAACAAAGAAGAGUUUGCCAGUGAGUUUCUGAAGCUGAAAAGACAAUCCACCAAGUACAAGGCAGACAAAACCUAUCCUGCAACUGUGGCUGAGAGGCCCAAGAAUAUCAAGAAAAAUAGAUAUAAGGAUAUCUUGCCCUAUGAUCAUAGCCGAGUAGAGCUGUCCCUGAUAACCUCGGACGAGGAGUCCAAUUACAUCAAUGCCAACUUCAUUAAGGGAGUUUAUGGACCCAAGGCUUAUAUUGCCACCCAAGGACCUCUGCCUAUGACUCUCCUGGACUUCUGGAGGAUGAUUUGGGAAUACAGUGUCCUGAUCAUUGUUAUGGCAUGCAUGGAGUUUGAAAUGGGGAAGAAAAAGUGUGAGCGCUACUGGGCUGAGCCAGGAGAGGUACAACUGCAGCUUGGCCCUUUCUCCGUCUCCUGUGAAGCUGAAAACAGAAAAUCUGAUUACAUAAUCAGGACUCUAAAAGCCAAGUUCAAUGGCGAAACUCGAACUAUCUACCAGUUUCAUUACAAGAAUUGGCCAGACCAUGAUGUGCCCUCAUCUAUAGAGCCUAUUCUUGAGCUCAUCGGGGACGUGCGUUGCUACCAAGAGGAUGACAGUGUUCCCAUAUGCAUUCACUGCAGUGCCGGUUGUGGAAGGACUGGUGUUAUCUGUGCUAUUGAUUAUACAUGGAUGUUGCUGAAAGAUGGGAUAAUUCCUGAGAACUUCAGUGUUUUCAGUUUGAUCCAAGAAAUGCGAACACAGAGGCCUUCAUUAGUUCAAACUCAGGAACAGUAUGAAUUGGUCUACAAUGCUGUACUGGAACUAUUUAAGAGACAGAUGGAUGUUUUCACGGAUAAACACUCUAGAACAGAGAUUGAAGGAAAGUAUUCAGUUCCUGACCAAAAUCCUACCCUAGAAGCAGACUCUUAUUCUCCUAAUUCAUCAAAAAGCAGCAUAAAAGAAACAAAAACGAUAAACCCACAGAGCAAACAAAGGAUAAGGAUGAAAAAUUCAGAAGCUUCUUCCUGUGACCUGAGGACUUCUGAAAUAAGUAAAAAGGAGAAGUUAGUUUUACACCCUGCUAAACAGAGCACUUCUUUAGACUUUUUGGAGCUAAACUGUGGUUGUAACAAAAAUGCUGACACUAACAAGCAAUGGGAGACAAAGUUAUUUCCAAUAGCUGGGGAGCCUCUUCACAAGCAUCAGAGUUUGGAUUUGAGCUCCAUUUUGUUUGGAGCAUGUCCUGAUUCUAAACCUGUAAAUGCAGCAGGAAGAUACUUUAAUUCAAAGAGACCAAUAACGCGGACCAAAUCAACCCCCUUUGAAUUGAUACAACAGAGAGACACCAAGGAGCUGGACAUAAAGGAGAAUUUUUCUUAUUUGGAAUCUCAACCAUACAACUCUUGUCUUGAGCAGGCUCUAAAAGUGAUGCACGUCUCUUCAGCAGAACUGAAUCAUUCACUGCUGUAUGACUCUAAGCACCAAAUAUGUAAUGCCUCUAAUGCAAAGCAGCGUGACUCCAGUGCUUUUAAUGUAGAUUCUUCCAUGUCUGUAUCAGAUCCUUAUUUUUCAUCAUUGUGUCCAAGUAGCACUGGUUCAAAGAUGUCUCUUAACUUACUGGAGAAGCAAGAUAGAACUGAUUCCCCUUGUUCUUCAUUACCAACAUCCUCCACAAGCCUCUUUUCUUACAACAAUUCACAUGAUUCUUUAGCACUGAAUUCUCUGACCAGUUCUGUCACACCACUGAACCAGGAGACAGCAGUAGUCGCAACUUCUCCAAGGAUAGAUGAUGAAAUCCCCCCUCCCCUUCCUGAACGGACACCUGAAUCUUUUAUUGUCAUAGAGGAAGCUGGAGAAUUACCACUGAGUAUUCCCAAAUCCUUAUCUUCAGCUAUGAAUGUAAAAAUUAGAACAUCACUAGAAUGGGAUGGAACAUCUGAAACAAAGAAAUUUGAUGACUGUGUGAGACUUAGACCAAGCAAGAGUGUAAAACUUCGGAGUAUCAAAUCAGAUUUACAUCAAGAUCGUUCUUCUCCUCCACCACCUCCACUGCCAGAAAGAACCCGAGAGUCCUUCUUUCUUGCUGAUGAAGAUUGUAUGCUGGCUCAAUCUCUAGAGACUUAUUCAACUAGCUGUCCUAACACCGUGGAAAAUCCAACAUCUUCAAAACAGACACUGAAGACUCUUGGAAAAAGUUUCACAAGGAGUAAGAGUUUGAAAAUUUUACGCAACAUGAAAAAGAUGUCUAGCCCGCUGCUUGGCACAUGGUAUCUGUACUUCUUCCCCAUCAAACAAGCCUGCAGACUCUGUUCGGUCAAGUAACUCUAGCUCCUUCCUGAAUUUUGGUUUUGCAAAUCAUUUUUCAAAACCCAAAGGACCAAGGAACCCACCACCAACUUGGAAUAUUUAACACAAUUUUGGAAUAUAGGCUGCAAGUGCAUCUGCAAAAAAAUCUACUAGAAUAAAAUAAUUGCUCGGUAUUUGUAAUUUCAACAACAAAGAUAUGGUAAUGUUUCAAUAGCUUUUAAAAGAAAAACAAUAUAUAAACAAGUGCUAGAAGUUUUACAUUUUCAUCUCAGUUUUAUUGGGCUGGCAACCACAAAUCAAAGUGUUUCACUUGAGUUUAUAUAGAGAAUGCUGUAUGAGAAACAAUUUAAGCAUGAACUGAUUUUUCAUUUUUGUAAGUUAGUUUUACUGUAUGUUUCUACAUAAAUAUAAACUUAAAAAGGUAUAUAAGAAUUGGAUCUCAAUUAAAUGUCCACCUUGCUAUAAUUUACUAUAAAAAGGGUUUAAAAAAAUCUUACUUGUGGUUGCAGUACAAAAUUACCGCUUGUCACAAUGACUAUUCCCUGGUAGUUAUUUUUGCCUAAAUGAAGUAUACAUUGUACUCUUCCCAACAAAUGUUGUGGGAAUGUAGAGUAGUAAGAAAAGUUGUAUUUUAAGAGAAUAAAAUGUAAAUAGUUUAGUAUUAGGAUAUACUAACAAAAUGUUCACCUACAUUUAUGAUAACUUAUAACUGAAGUUAUUCAAUUACCAAAUCUAGAAGAAUUAUCAACAAAAUAGCUUUCUUCUGGUGACAUUUUCCUUAUUUCAAAGGUCCUAUAUAAACACGUGCAGCUUACAUCCAAAUAGCCAGAGGUACUCCUACUUAAAAAUUUAGAUGUCAAUAUGGAUCUGCCUUAAAAUCUUAUCUUUCAAAUCCAAUUUUAUGUAACAGUAAUUUCUAUUACAAAAGAUUCCCCUGAGUUUUAAUGAUUCAACUUCAUUUUAAAAAGCUUACUUAAAACUUCCAGAAAAAUGAGGUAUUUAAACUGUUAGUAUUUUUUAGGAAGCCUAAUGCUGGUGCAAACCGGAUGAAAUAUUGUUACCUGUUUAUUGUAGUACAAUAUAUACAGUAGGUGCUCAAUAAACUUUUUUGUUUUUCAACUAUCUUUACUGUAUUGUUAAUUUAGCUGAGUAUUUCUCCAGGCACUGGUGCAUCAAAACACAGUGAUGUUAUCUGCGUACUUUAUAGUAAUGAAUUAUUUUCAAACAUCUUUACCAAGGACCAAAAUAUUAAAAGAAUCUUAGGUAAAUAAAAUCUAAGUUGACGAAAUUGUAAAUGAAUUCCUGAGCAGGGACCUUGAUGCAGUUACGAGUUUUGGAGCGUUCCCUGAUAGACGCACUUUUCAGACUGAUGCAACGUUACAGUUAUAAUUUGAAAAAAUCCUACGAAAAAAAUUUAAAACAUUGUUUUCCAUCUAGAAUUUUUUCCUAACUGUAAGGAUGACUUCGAAAUAAAUGAUGGACUCUACCUUUAUUGGCAUUAGAGGGGAUGCUGGGCAGCGCUCACCAGGUUCCCAGGCAGUUCUAGCACCUGCCUUGUUACGCCUGCAGCUGUAACCAUAGCAAUGCCCAUGAAGAGGCUCAAAAAAUUUCUGAAUUGCAGCCUCAUUAGAUUUUAAAGCAAAAUCGUCCUUAUUUCACAUAUUAAGUUCACCUUUCCUCUUCAUUCACCACUUGUCCAAAAUAAAAGGCAGGAUAUUUUUAUCUCACAAAGGUUAUGAGAGGAAUAUGAACUUUCAAAGUAAGUAUGGAGACUACCUACUCCAUGUAAAAAUAAAGGGGCACACGAAGAUAAUAAUGAGAACGCGCCGACAGACUCUGAAAGCCAUUAACAUUGUUUAGGCCGUUGAGGCGUUUGGCGGCAACUCUCCGCCCAGCGGCAGUUGCGUCGCAGCCAGAAGCGUGACUCGGCGCACGCUCUCUCCCGGCU
This is a messenger RNA of Manis javanica (Malayan pangolin), 4395 nucleotides long. The record is from RefSeq and is a predicted model, not a curated record. NCBI's taxonomy places the organism in Eukaryota, Metazoa, Chordata, Mammalia, Pholidota, Manidae.